Conger conger (European conger) is the source of this 2810-nucleotide messenger RNA. Its product is annotated as vascular endothelial growth factor A-A-like. The coding region runs from base 657 to 1295 and encodes 212 amino acids. Gene Ontology annotation, molecular function: heparin binding; growth factor activity; vascular endothelial growth factor receptor 1 binding. Gene Ontology annotation, cellular component: membrane. The transcript is spliced from 8 exons. Lineage: Eukaryota; Metazoa; Chordata; Actinopteri; Anguilliformes; Congridae. The record is from RefSeq and is a predicted model, not a curated record. Gene Ontology annotation, biological process: response to hypoxia; vascular endothelial growth factor signaling pathway; sprouting angiogenesis.
CAGAGCACAAGCGGGGUACGCGUACCGAGCUGAGAAAGAGACACCGGGAAAAAACUGCAUAUCUCGGAUCUGGAUGCAAUAACCAUUCACAAAAGAAAAUCGAAAUUAUUAAGGAAGGAAGCCACGAAAACGAGAUAACAUUCAGCGCAUUCGGGCAAGGAGUUUUGAUUGCUCACAUUGCACAGGCAUACCCUUCAGUAGGCUACGGUUUUCAUUUUUGUGAUCAUACGUAGAUCCUUGUCUUCUGCACUGGCUUAACAUAACGAGCGCAAUAGUUGUAUUUGGAAGUCUUUUAAGUGUUGGUGCUUUCCCAUGACGAGCACCCUCUUGGAGAGGGUUGAUCUAUUGAAUAUGUGACAUCUGCUGUGCUUUGGAUUGUAAUAUCCCUUGAAGAUCUUUUUUCAAAUUAAGGAGACGUGAAGCGCAUACCGGAAUUCUGUCGUUUCUGGAUGAAUUGAGAGUCAGUGGCAACAUUCACAAGUUAUUCUAAAAGGUUUUUUUUCCCAGGUCCUCUUAGGACUGGAAUGGAAUCCAUCAUUCUAUAGCCCUCUUGAAGAAAUAAUUCAUAUUUUUGCGUUUAAUUCCUGCAAAUGUGUUUGAAGCUUCUUGUCAGCUGAAAUUUUGAAACAACGACAUUCACCUUUGGAAUUACAACCAUGAACUUUGUUGCCAGCUUGUUUAAAUUAUUUUUCGCUGCGCUUCUUCAUUUAUCUGCUGUAAAGACUGCCCACAUACCCAAAGAGGUGGAAAACAGUAAAAAUGACGUCGUUCUCUUCAUGGAAGUGUACACUAAGAGCAGCUGCCAGACAAGGGAGGUCCUUGUGGACAUCUACCAGGAGUACCCGGAAGAGAUCGAGCACAUAUACAUCCCUUCCUGUGUCGUCCUCACACGCUGUGGAGGGUGCUGCAACGACGAAACGCUCGAGUGUGUUCCCGAAGCGACGCGCAACGUCACCCUGGAGGUCAAACGAGACAAACCGCUUCAUUUGAAACACAAUUUCCUGCUGAGUUUUACGGAACACACAAGUUGUAUAUGCAGACCAAAGAAAGAAGUUCAGAAAGAGAAGAAAGCAAAAAAACGUGGGAGGGGCGAAGGACAAAAGAGAAAGAGAAGGAAGGAGAGGGGGAAAAAGCGACACUUCCACUGUGAGCCUUGUUCAGAGAGGAGAAGGCGCUUGUAUGUGCAGGACCCCUUCACCUGUAAAUGCUCCUGCAAAUACUCACAGUUAUACUGCAAGUCCAGACAGCUUGAGUUAAACCAAAGAACUUGCAGAUGUGACAAGCCAAGGAGAUGAGAAGCGGGGACAGGAGCUCGGACAUGAAGGAGGAUUCUUUGCACGGCACUUUGAACUCAGACCUUUGAACUCUGAACCUUUUUCUCAGAGGAUGCAUUCCCUGGACUGACUGAGAAAAGAGAGAGACAGGAAUAACCCUGUCCUAUAUUCUUUAAAUAUUAAUAUAUAUUUAAAGAUGGACAAUGAUUAAUAUGUACUGCUGCUAUCAAGAAAAAACUAUUUAAAAAGAACUAUCUAAAGCAAACGAGUGCACCAGCAUAUGCUGCUGGUGCGUGAACAGGACUGUGUUUUUUUGUUUUUUGUUUUUUGUAGUAAUUUGAUGUGAAAGUUCACUGGAUAUAAUAUCUGCUGUGGACAACGACCACGAAAACAGAAAGUCAAGUGCUGUUCUUUGUCAAAAGGCACAGAGGAGACUUCGCCAUUCGUCUGCCAGAGAAAUGCCGAGUGCAUUUAUGCAAGAAGAGAUGGAAGGAACACCUAUCUGCAUUAGUGAUGUCACUUCCUGCUAGCUGUGGAAUUAUUGUAUCCAGGGCGACUAAAACCCAGUUGGACUGGGAGCUCAGAAACUUGUAAAGGGAUAUUAACUGUAGGUAUAUAUAGAAGCUCCUGAAAUGAACUGACUUGAUAAAAUUAAGUUUCAAGGAGAAUUGGCAUUCAUUGACACUGUAGAAAUGGAUUACACCCAUCCAUUUGCUUGUGAGAUUUAUUUCCCAAAGAUAACAUUGCACACACUAGUAAGAAUAAUAAAGAUAUGGCAAGAUAACUGUCUUUAUAUACAUACAUACGUAAUAUCCCUUUUUGUAGUUUUUUGCAUUUAAUUUAUGAUGUUAGAACAUUUUCAUUAUUCUGUGUAUUUAAGUGAUCUAUUUAUAUGCAGUGUUAUAUGAAUAAUAUUUUGCAUUUUUUGUUGCCUGACCCUAGAAAAUAUGAUAACUGUUGACACCUUUUGUUUCUUUAAAGAAAAGGAGAAAACAAACAACAGAAAACCACUUUGACAUUCCUGAAGGAGCAAUUUUGAUUUAAGCGUGAGACCGGGUUCAGUAGCGAGCCUUAGCCUACCACUCCGCUGUAUACUAUCGCGGAGCACGUAGGCGCUCACAGUUGGAUUCACAUUGGGUUCAAAUUUGAUUGUUUGUGUGUUCCUGUUGUGUUCGUGUCGUGUUUGUGUUGACAGCGUGCGUUCGCGGUUGGUCUGACGGCCUGCUGUGUCCUGCCUCCCUGCGCUCUGACCAUGUUCCUCUGACCCAGUGGGCUGAGCUGACCACUGGGUCUCACAGUAAAAUAUCACAUUCUGUUUUUGUGUUAAUGUGACAGAUAUGUGUCAUCCUUUUGUUUUUGUUUUUGUUUUUUUUGUUAUCAUGCGCAGCCACAUUUUUAGUGUAUUUUCACAUUAAUAUAUUUAUUGGUGCUGUAAAUUGAUAAGUUUAAAUAACAUCCAUUCUGUUUUUAGGUUAACUAGUAUACAUAUUUAUUUUAAAAUUAUAUUGUUUUUUAUUAAAGUAAAAAUGAAAUUUA